This is a messenger RNA of Trichogramma pretiosum, 3708 nucleotides long. RefSeq names its product LIRP (gene Ilp1). Gene Ontology annotation, cellular component: extracellular region. Bases 1180 to 1608 code for a protein of 142 amino acids. NCBI's taxonomy places the organism in Eukaryota, Metazoa, Arthropoda, Insecta, Hymenoptera, Trichogrammatidae. The record is from RefSeq and is a predicted model, not a curated record. The transcript is spliced from 3 exons. Gene Ontology annotation, molecular function: hormone activity.
CAACCACCUUUUGACGCGCGAAAACUUCCAUCAUCGUCGUCGUCGUCGUCGUCGUCGUCGUCGUAGUUGUCAUCUCAUUUAGUAAGCUCUGCACCGGCUUCUAAUGCUGCUCCGCUGCUGCUGUCUUGUCAACUGACAACCUCGUCUCUGUCCGUCAAAAUUAUUCUUACGUGCAAAAAGGAAGGAGAGAAAAAAGCGCGCGUAUAGAAAAAAAAACGUGAGAAGGAACGAGACUCGUGGACGCCGGAGAUACAGAGAGAGAAAGAGAGAGAGAGAGAAAAAGCAAGAGAGCGCGAGAGAGAGAUUAAUUUUUUUUCAAAGCGUAUCGUAUCGCCGAUCCCCCUCCAACUCUUGCUUUUCCAUUGAGAGAAAAAACAAACAAACAAGAACUUCAGUGAAUGUAAUAUCGGUAUGUGUACAUGUAUAUAGAGGCCGAGCGAUCAGCUGACGAUCCGCAGAAGUGUAUUAGCCGCGCGCUCUGACGAGGAAACGAUCCGCAGGCACAUUUCAUCUCUCGCGAUCGUGUGCAUAGUCCAUAUACAAGUUGAGUGUUCGCGCCUCGUAAUCGUCGUGCUUUUCAUACAACCGACAUAAAUGCAUCGUAGCCGAAAUCUCUCGUGGAUGCAGCCCGCAACGAUUGAACAGCUCAAGAGAUCGACUUGGCGUCCGUCAGACAUAUCAAUCACGAUUAUCCAAGGAGGUCAAAAUCGGCAGCAAGAGCAAAGAUAAAGAAGGGAAAAUCGAGGGGAAAAAAGUUCACCUGACUGUGAUAUAAAAAAGUGAUAGAUAUACGCACCAUCGCCAGCACACACGAAUGAUAUCAUCGUUUGGUUAUUUGUUUGUUAUACAUAGGCGUAAAUGCGUUUGUUGACGUGAUUUAUUUGUUAAUUUUUUUUUUCGCGCUCUCUUCAUUAUUUGCCCGCAAAAGCCGUGAAUUUUGUUUUCCAACAUUAUAUUGACGUUGCGUCGGGGGCCGGAAUAUGACUUUUACUGUGCUUCAUCAGUCGUUCGGCAUCGUCAUCGUCAUCGACAGUCAUUGACUUUGCGUCAACAACCCAUACAUAGACAGCAGCAGCAGCAGCAGCAGGUCCGUGGGCGCCGAAUCGCAGAAUCUCGUCGCAUUUUUGAUUAAUUUCUUUUUUCGUAUCCUCGCACCGAAAUCCAACACAGCUAAUCUAAAUGUCCACUCAUCGGUUUAACGGCUUUUUGAUUCUUGCCCUCCUGGCACUGGUCGUCUUGCAAUUAGCGAAAGCGCAAUCGGACGUCUAUCAGUAUCAACAGCAGCAGCAGCAGCCACAGCAGCAACCGCUAAAGCGCCAAGGCCCGUCGCAGUAUUGCGGCAAGCUACUGUCGCACACGCUCCAGCUCGUCUGCAAGGGUCACUACAACAAGCCCCUAUACAAGAAGAGCGGCCAAGAAAUGGACACCGAGGACUGGAACGAGUGGAGCAACGACGACUCUUAUCCAUUCAGAUCGCGAUCAAACGCCAUGGCCAUGAUCACCGGCAGAUUCGGAGCUGGCCGUUUCCGGCGAGAGUCACGCGGCGUCCACGACGAGUGCUGCGUGAAGCCUUGCAGUCUCGAAGAGCUGUUGAGCUAUUGCGGCUAAUCGAGGUUACGCGCACCCACUCAACACACAUAUUCGCGCACUUAGGUACCCUGCUAUUUUUUCUAGCCCAACAAAAAAAGUAAUGCCUGACAAAAUGAAAGAAUACGAUUAAGUAAUGAUGCAGGAAACUCGAAGCUUACUGUAGCCCCCGGUACUCAUGAUUUUGUUGUACAAGCGAUUGUAAAACCAUCGCGAUCGCAUUGAGGUGGUCCAAGUGUACACACCCUACAAAUUCACAAUUAGAUGUAAAUUCGUUCCGACAUUGUUGAUUUAACUUUUGCAUAGAAAAAUAUAUAUUCCACAGUUGAGUUUGGCCCCUUAACUUGACAAAUGCAAUAUGAUUUUUAAAAAUUCACUUGACCGUCUGAAUUUCAAUAUCUUCAUCAUCGCUAAGUUUUUCUCGAGUAUAACGAGUAAAAAUAUCUUUAAUAAACAUUUGAAUUUAGCAUUGUCGAAUACGUUCUUUUCCUUUUCUUUUUUUUUCUUUUUUAGUCGCUCGAAAGUAUCGACGGAGCCACUUCAUUUUAACGCUAUACGUGAAUAUUUUUUUUAUCCAAUUCAUGCGACUAAUUCACUUCGAUAUACACGAUGCUUGGUUUAAUAAAACUUUUAUGAGCUGACUAUUUAGCGAGUAAGAUUAUCUUCGCAACAUUCGAAAUCCCGUUAAUUUUUAAUAUUGUGAAAAUAAGUAUAUGGCCAAGCUACCAGAAUUAUAUUCCAUCGUAUAUUGUCGUGAGAGAGAAUGGAUAUAUUGUGAAUCGUUGUUGACGAAGCUGUCUUGUAUUAUAUGACACGUAAACGAUGCAAUUUUGUAUCAGUAUUCCGUUAUUAUUUUAUAUAUUAAAUGAAAAAUGAAAACACAGAGAGAAUUUUAAUAGUAUUCUAUUAAAAAUUAAGAAGCGGUAACUAUUAACGUAAACCUUUUAUUCUAUUGUAUUUAUUCUUGCUUAUGAAGUAUUUUUAAGCGUUUAAUUUAGUUUUUAUUGCAUUAUUACAUCGUUCGAUUUAAAUGCAAGAUAUUCGCAGAAAUAAUAAUGAUGAAGAAUGGAAUUAUUUUUGUACGUUUAUUAUGAAAAACAUCGUGAUGGUAAAAUUGUUAUUAUUGUGCUAAUAUGCAAUUCGACGAGUUGAUCAAAGCACGAUUGUUGCAUUUAAAAUUAAGGUUUUAGAAAACAUUUUUUAGAAACUUGUAAAUACGUAGGUUUCCCAAUCUAAUUUCAACUGCUGGAUAAGAAUGAUUUUAUUGAAAAAUCAUCAUUUACUUUUACGUAACAUUUUGUGAACAAUUUGUGCGGAAAAAAAUUUCGAUCACAUUAAUUUUUUAACAUUUGAAAUCUCUGGUACUGUACGUUUAUAUGGUCACGCAUCGAAAAAAAAACUUAAUUAAUUAUUGCGAUUGUGUUAUUAGUUAUUUUAUAAAACGUGAUUUUCAGAGUUAGAUUUUUUUGUUUAAAGAGGCUGUGACACGAUGGAAAUAGCUCUGACUGUACUGAGACUACUUUUAAUUAUAGAGGAAAUUUUUUUCGUCACACUAUUGUAAAUUUCAUUAAUUAUCAAUGCAAUGCAAAAUUUUUUUUUUUUUAUAAAACUUGAAUGAUACAUUUAUUGACUUCAGUUAAAAGUUUAAAUGGUACUUUCUAUUUUUUCCCUUUGAACAUAACUUGGAUAAAAAUAUAUAACUCACGCGGAUACAUCAAGUAUAGUUUUUGAAUAUAUAUAUUUUAAUGGUUUUAUUUUUGGAUAACCAAAAUUUUUGUUCUUGCUCGACUUUGCAAUCAAAUACUUGGAACGGAUAACAACUUUUAUUGUUAUUGUUUUAAUAAACUACUGUAUCUUGAAAAAUUUUCUAUAAAUGUUAAGGGAAAGGACGAAAGAAGUACUGUUUAUACAAUUAAUAUAUAAUAGUCCUAUGAUUACAUUGAAUAUUCAUAUCAACAUAUGUUGCUGCUUCCAUAUAUUGAUUUUGUAGGCUCGUGUAUCGACUAUUAACAUCUAAUGAGAUAUUUCUUAUAUAAGACUAUGUACCAUUGUAAUUACACAUAAUAAUUAUUUAAUUUUUGAAUUUGAAUUGUAAACGAUAAUAAACUAUAUUUGCAUUGA